Drosophila ananassae is the source of this 1280-nucleotide messenger RNA. RefSeq lists its product as uncharacterized. The coding region runs from base 708 to 1250 and encodes 180 amino acids. Lineage: Eukaryota; Metazoa; Arthropoda; Insecta; Diptera; Drosophilidae. The record is from RefSeq and is a predicted model, not a curated record. The transcript has 2 exons.
GUUUUAUUUUUAUUUAAUUGUUCCAUCUCGUAAAAAAUAAUUAGCUAACUUUAGAAAACCUUCGACCCUCACCUAGUUUUAACAUUUUAACAAAAUAUGUAUUUUGGUGUUCUAAAUUGAACAAAUUAGUCGAAAUUUAAUAAAAUAUCGUUUUCUUAACACAAAAUAUUAAGUUCCUUUCGCAGUUUUAUCCAUUAAUAGUGCUUCCUAUCACUUUUAAGAUGAAUAUAUUACAAAAAUACUUCAAUAUUAUGCAAGUUAUACUAAGUAAUAAGAUCGUCGCAUAGUCUAUAACCAAAUAAGUCCCUUUGCCGUAUUUUCUCUUUUUACUUUCUUUUUAUUCCUUUUAUUUUACAUUUUGUCGUAUAUUCGCGCACAUGUGUACGUACUUAGCCGCCUUCUCAACUCAAUCUUUCCAAACGUGAAACAUUUUCAUUUUACUUUUGUGUGCAAGUAUACACUUUUUUUUACGUUUUUGAAAGCGACUCAAAGACCCAAAAAAAAGGGGAAAAAACUUACGAAAAAAAUUAUUCAUGUAUGUAUGAAUAACGUAUUGUUGACAUAUUGAGAGAUUGUGGCAAUUUAGACCAGACGACACCAUUUAAAAAGCCAUUAGGGCUCACGCCGCCGCCUCAUAAUUGUCGGCGCAACGGAAUCCCGCAUUAGUAGUUGGCCCGUAGUCCGUAGCCAAGUUAACCGUCUUCCAAAUGACUCGGCUCAAGUUGAAACUUUUCGUGCUCAGUUUUUUGGUCGAAAGCUGUAUCUGUCCUCAAGUCGUUAAGUUGGAUCGGUUCACAUUCGAUCCCGACGAUCCUAGCUUGUUUGUGUCCGAGAGUGCUAUUCUCGAUCAGGACUUCAACCGGAGCUACAUAUCGGGGCAUGUGGUGCUGACUCGGGAACUGAAUGACCUUAUGAUUACAUCCUCAAUGGACAUCAUCAGGUCCCAUCGCCCGGAAAUGCGACUGUACAAGGUUACUUUGAAUUUCUGCUCCAUCCUAAACAACGCCUACAAGAAUAAGUUCGUCAAGACACUCUAUCAUAGCUUUGCGGCAUUUCUGAACACCAGACCCAAGUGCCCUCUUAAGGCGAACUUCAACUAUUCGUUUGAACGUGCCUACGUUGAUGAGAGGCUUAUCCCCAGUCUUAUACCGGACUGCACUUAUCGGUUGAAGAUGAGUUUUCAACUAAAAUCCAAGCAAUUGGCUCACAUGCAACUAGACGGGCGAUACAUGUCCAAAAGCGGACCUUAAUGAUAUGACAUUACUUGUAUAAGAAAAUAA